This is a messenger RNA of Paraphaeosphaeria sporulosa, 2861 nucleotides long. Its product is annotated as gephyrin. Bases 72 to 2738 code for a protein of 888 amino acids. The transcript is spliced from 12 exons. Gene Ontology annotation, molecular function: proton-transporting ATPase activity, rotational mechanism; molybdopterin molybdotransferase activity. The record is from RefSeq and is a predicted model, not a curated record. Gene Ontology annotation, biological process: molybdenum incorporation into molybdenum-molybdopterin complex; proton transmembrane transport; Mo-molybdopterin cofactor biosynthetic process. Lineage: Eukaryota; Fungi; Ascomycota; Dothideomycetes; Pleosporales; Didymosphaeriaceae. Gene Ontology annotation, cellular component: cytoplasm; cytosol; proton-transporting V-type ATPase, V0 domain.
CAUCACCACCACGAGGAGCUCUGUUCCGCCCGCACAUCCCCAUCUACCGCGCAGCUCCGCCUUGCCUUCCCAUGUCUCUUUCCUACGGCGCAGGCGGCGCCACCGCGGCCCUGGGCGUGGUCGGCCUAUACAUGCUCUUCCAGGGCGAAGGAGAAGCCUUCAACGUCGGGCAAUUCAUCGAAAGCUUGUCUCCGUACACAUGGGCUAGUAUCGGCAUCGGCCUCUGCAUAGGUCUCUCCGUCGUCGGAUCGGCCUGGGGAAUUUUCACGACCGGGGUGUCCAUCCUCGGAGGAGGUGUCAAGGCCCCGCGGAUACGAACCAAGAACUUGAUCUCCAUCAUCUUCUGCGAAGUUGUGGCCAUUUACGGCGUCAUUAUGGCCAUCAUCUUCUCCUCAAAGCUGCAAGGUGUCAGCGACUAUGAAGAACUGAUGAGCCCCCGGAACUACUACACUGGAUUUGCACUCUUCUGGGCCGGCUUGACUGUGGGCAUGUGCAAUCUCAUCUGCGGUGUAUCUGUGGGAAUCAACGGAAGCAGUGCUGCUUUAGCAGAUGCCGCAGACCCCUCGCUCUUCGUCAAGAUCUUGGUUAUUGAGAUCUUCAGCUCUAUUCUUGGUCUUUUCGGGUUGAUCAUCGGCCUUCUGGUACAGGCAAACGCACCCGAGGGCGUCACACGAAGCGCAAGCGCAGCGUCCCAUGUCCCAUUGUCAGGACUAUCUAGAAAAUCGAAACUGAAAGCCGCAAUACUCGUGGUCUCCGAGACUGCAUCUCAGGACCCCUCAACAGACAAAUGUAUACCGAUUCUCCAAGACGUAUUCGCUCAUCUUGGAAACGACCAAUGGGAGGUCGCCUCCACCGAGAUCGUCCCCGAUAGCAUUCUUCACAUUCAGAAGAGCAUACGGACAUGGACCGAUUGUGAGGAGCCUGCCAACCUGAUUGUUACCAGUGGUGGUACAGGCUUUGCUACUAAGGAUGUUACGCCUGAGGCAGUAACUCCGCUCAUAGAUCGACAUGCACCUGGUCUUGUACAUGGAAUGUUGGCUUCUUCGUUAGCUGUCACGCCUUUUGCAUUGAUGGCUCGGCCGGUUGCAGGCGUAAGGAAGGGUACGCUCAUUUUAACGCUGCCCGGAUCUCCAAAGGGAGCGAAAGAGAACCUGGAAGCCGUGCUCAAGCUUUUGCCACAUGCUUGCGUUCAAGCGGCCGGCGCGGCAUCCAGACCGCUGCAUGUGGGCGGCAUAAAGAAGCUUGAAAAGGAUGCAGGAGUUUCAUCUGCUACCAGUGCAGCAGGAGCGGCAAGCGGGCAUCAUCAUCACCACCACCACCACUCACAUGGUCACGGAGGCCACGCGGGCCCAAAAGCACACACCAAUCCAAAAGACCUACCACAGUCCAAUGACCCUAGCGCAGGACCAACUCGUCGAUACCGCUCGUCUCCUUAUCCCAUGCUCGCUGUAGAUGAAGCUCUGGAACUCAUAGCAGAGCACACACCAUCCCCAAUUAUCGAGAAAGCAUCUGUGGACAUGAGUCUUGGAGGUUCGGUACUGGCAGAAGAUGUCAAAGCUACAGAGUCUGUUCCCGCGUUCCGAGCGAGUAUCGUAGAUGGUUACGCGAUCAGAACCCCAUCUUCGGGAAAAUUUGCAAAGGGUGUAUAUCCCGUAGCUCUUGUUUCGCAUGCCCAAGCCGGUGAGGUGCAAGAACUGAAAGAAGGGCAAAUCGCUCGUAUCACCACCGGCGCACCGCUCCCACCAGGUGCAGAUGCCGUUAUCAUGGUGGAAGACACGGCCCUCGCAUCUCAAACCGAGGAUGGAAAGGAGGAGAAGGAAGUCGAGAUCCUCACCGACGAGAUUAGAAGCGGAGAAAACGUGCGAGAAGUCGGUAGCGACGUCAAGGAAGGCGACAUCAUCAUGAAGAAGGGUGAAGGCAUUACGGUCGUGGGUGGCGAAUUUGGGCUCCUCGCCUCAGUUGGCACAACAGAAGUAUCAGUCUACAAGCGGCCGGUCGUCGGUGUUCUGAGCACAGGCGACGAGAUCAUCCAGCACGAUAGACCAGGCCCGCUCAGACUAGGCGAAGUGCGCGACACGAACCGUCCCACGCUGCUCACUGCAGUGCGCAGUAACAACUUUGAGGCUGUAGAUUUGGGUGUUGUGUCUGACAAACCUGGAGCCCUCGAAGAAACGCUUCGCUCAGCUCUCGCCCGUGUCGAUGUGAUUAUAACCAGCGGCGGCGUCUCCAUGGGUGAACUCGAUCUCCUCAAGCCUACCAUCGAGCGCUCCCUUGGCGGCACGAUCCAUUUCGGUCGCGUGAACAUGAAGCCUGGCAAGCCUACCACCUUCGCUACGAUCCCCACCAAGCACUCCUCUCCGACUGCGUCUCGCACUAGCAAGACCAUCUUCUCGCUUCCUGGCAAUCCCGCCUCCGCGGUCGUGACGUUCCAUCUUUUCGUGCUACCCUCGCUGCACAAGCAAGCUGGCAUUGUACCUGCAGGCUUACCGAAGGUGAAGGUGGCGUUGGAUUCAGAUGUGCGCAUGGACCGGGGUAGGCCUGAAUACCACCGUGCAGUCGUGGCCGUAGCCAGAAAUGGUACACUGGUCGCGAGCAGUACGGGUGGACAGCGGAGCAGUAGGAUUGGUAGCUUCAAGGGAGCGAAUGCGUUACUGUGUAUGCCUGCUGGGGAGGGUUCUGUCAAGAAGGGAGAACAGGUGGAUGCGUUGCUCAUGGGAAAGAUUGGGGUGGUGGAGUGACAGCGGGAUAAGGAUUACUUGGCUUGGUAAGCUGGGCACUGCAUGGGAAUGUGUAUACUUGCUGCAAUCUGUACCGGUCAUGUUUCAGCGUCUCCCAAAUGCCAGUGCGUUGCCUCGUGGUUG